Gigantopelta aegis is the source of this 1372-nucleotide messenger RNA. Its product is annotated as 39S ribosomal protein L22, mitochondrial-like. Gene Ontology annotation, cellular component: ribosome; mitochondrial large ribosomal subunit. NCBI's taxonomy places the organism in Eukaryota, Metazoa, Mollusca, Gastropoda, Neomphalida, Peltospiridae. Gene Ontology annotation, biological process: translation; ribosome assembly. The transcript is spliced from 7 exons. Gene Ontology annotation, molecular function: structural constituent of ribosome. The record is from RefSeq and is a predicted model, not a curated record. The coding region runs from base 66 to 767 and encodes 233 amino acids.
UUAAUUACAACGCACUUGUUAAGAUUUUUAUUUUAACGACAAACAUAAAUGAACACAGAUAUAAAAUGGCGUCAUUCAUAAAAUAUCCUUGUCUGGUUACACAAAGGAUGAUUCAAGCAGCACAUCCUCGUUGCAGUUUUAGGCAGGUAUUGAAGACUAUUUCCUGGUCCCAGAAACGAUCUAUCCAUGCGUGUUGUGUUUUACACACUGCGUACCGUAACACUGAGCUUGAAGACCAGUCUCUGCCUGGAAUCAAGACCAAGUCCUACCAGUGGGAGAAAUACAAUGAGAUUGUUUACCCACCUCAGCAAGAUGGUGAACCAAUGAGGCCCGCUGAAAUAUGUCAUUCAAGAUUUAACAUCAAAUACAGUCCACUCAAAAUGUGGUACAUUUCAAUAAUGAUACGAGGAAUGUCAAUAGAUGAAGCCCUCAAACAGCUGACUUUCUACAAGAGAAAAGGUGCUGAAACUGUCAAAGAGGUGUUACUAGAGGCCCAAGAAAUGGCUGUUCGAGAUCAUAAUGUUGAAUACAAAUCUAAUCUGUGGAUAGCCGAUUCCUUUGUGGGUAAAGGUCCGAUGGUGAAAGGCAUGAGGAAGCACCGAGGGCCGCGGUUUGGGAUAAUCUCAUAUCGGUACUGUAACUACUUUCUGCGACUCCGAGAAGGCCACCCACCCAAGCACUACUACCCCCCACCACAGACGGGUAACGAGAAACUGGAGGAGUAUAUUGAGGAACAGAGGAGUCGACGUGUCAUCAACUCACUGUGAUUUAAACAUCACUGUGGAGAAAUUACACACCUGGCUAGAGAUUUUCAAAGCUAUCCUAGCUCUUCAACAUUGUAACCCCAUCAUAGGCUAGGACGUCACUACAGCACACAAUGGUUUUACAGUUUUGUAGCGCUAAGAUAACUGCAUAAAUAUGGGCCAUGUAUAAAAUAUUUGCAUUGCUUAGUGACUGUUUAUCCAACAUUAACUUCUACCGACUCAUGUAAAGACCGGUUUUAAUAAAAGAGAUUCUGGUAUCGUGUGUGUGUGUAUGUGUGUGUGAGUUUACAAAAACAGAGACUUCGUCAAAUACUGGGACACUUCCAGACAAUCUACGAGGGUUCACGGGUCUGGUGUUAAAAUGUUUUCAAACCACAGUUUGUGCAUGUAUGUAUGCAUAUUGACAAGAAAUGGAACCCAGCCACAAUUUUAGGUCUGAUGUUUUGGCCUUGUUGGAUGUACUUUAUAAACAACCAUGCCAAAUGAAGAAGUGAUUUUGGUGUGCGUGCGUGCAAUUCAUUCUUGUGCACAUGUAAAAGAAAAACAAGGAACUAAAAAAAUUGGAAAAUUAUAAACCUUUGAAAAAUAAACCCAUUUUGGUGAGUUAA